AUGAUCAUUGGCAGGGUUGAAAUACCUCAAAGACCUGUCAUGAAGAGAACGAAGUUCUCUAUCACGAGGGAAAAUAGGAGCAGGGAUUAUGUACCGGAUGGAUUUAUUUCAUUCAGCGACGAGGAAGUGGAAGGCAUCACCCAGCCUUACAAUGACGCCUUGGUAAUCUCUGUACUUAUAAAUAAAACUCACGUUAAACGUAUUUUAAUUGAUCCAGGUAGCUUGGCAAAUAUCAUCGGAUGGAAGGUCGUCGAACAACUGGGUAUGUUGGAUCAAAUCAUACCAACAACCUGGGUCUUGAACGGGUUCAACAUGGCCUGUAAAACCACUAAAGGAGAGAUUACCUUGCCUGUGAACGCAGCCGGAGUUGUGCAACACGCAAAGUUCUACGUUAUUGAUGGAGAUAUGAAGUGCAAUGCCUUGUUCGGGAGACCUUAG
This is a messenger RNA of Lycium ferocissimum, 438 nucleotides long. RefSeq lists its product as uncharacterized. The record is from RefSeq and is a predicted model, not a curated record. The coding region runs from base 1 to 438 and encodes 145 amino acids. NCBI's taxonomy places the organism in Eukaryota, Viridiplantae, Streptophyta, Magnoliopsida, Solanales, Solanaceae. The transcript has a single exon.